AUGCACUAUUCUCCUGUAGUUGUUAUGCCUACUAUUGUAGUUGCUAUGACUACUAAAUUCAGAUCCACACAUCUGAUUCCAUAUUCCGCAAGAGAAGGGGAAGCAAAGAAAGGAAUCACGGAAGUGUUAGAAAGAAAACGAAGCAAUGGAAGUUUGACAAGUUCCAGCAGUAAAGGAAGCCACCAAGAUGAGGAAGAACUGAGAGCUCAACAACAGACAAAGAUAAAAAAGCGUCCAGCUCCUCUUCCACCCUCAGAGAGGAAAAACUGUACUAUAGGGCUCUGUGACAGUACAGGAUGGGAGGAACGAGUUAAUAAUAGUCAUAGUUGCCUUCCUGUGUCCCACUCCAGAGGCAGUUCUGGAUUGGAGGAACGAGUAAAUAAUAGUCAUAGUUGUCUUCCUGUGUCCCACUCCAGAGGCAGUUCUGACUCGAGUGGAUAUCAUGAGGCUUCUGUGUUUAGUGAACUCCAAGAGAAUAGUUAUCUUUCUACAACUAUAGAGGAAACUGAUUUUUCUACACCGACUAAGAGCUUGACAAGUUCCAGCAGUAAAGGAAGCCACCAAGAUGAGGAAGAACUGAGAGCUCAACAACAGACAAAGAUAAAAAAGCGUCCAGCUCCUCCCCCACCCUCAGAGAGGAAAAACUGUACUAUAGGGCUCUGUGACAAUACAGGAUGGGAGGAACGAGUCAAUAAUAGUCAUAGUAGCCUUCCUGUGUCCCACUCCAGAGGCAGUUCUGACUCCAGUGGAUACCAGGCUUCUGUGUUUAGUGAACUCGAAGAGAAUGGUUAUCUUUCUACAACUAUAGAGGAAACUGAUUUUUCUACACCGACUAAGGUCUCUAAAAACCACAAUUUCAACCUGACAAUCACUUCCUCAACAUCUAAUAUACUUGCAGGCAGUGCAAGUGAAAAAAAACGAAAAGCACCACCACCACCACCAGCUGGAUCAAAGAAAAGCACCAGCAAGACUCAGGUUGAACCAGUCAGAACCAGUAAGGCACAUUUAGAGGCAACUAAUGAGAGUCGAGCUAGAAUUGGAAACAACAGCGAUGCACGGUUUGAGCGACAGUCAGAAAAGCCAGAUGAAUUUCGUGACAUUGAUCCUGACUGGCAACUUGCUAAUGGUUUUGCUACUACGAAAGAAUAUAAUUCUGACAUCACAGAUCAGGAAGAAGUCCGUGACCAUAUUAGAAGUAGUGAACUAGAAGUUGUAAGCACUUCUGAUAUGGCGACUUUUUUACCUCAUAUCGAUCAGAAGAUUACCAAUCAACAACCUCUUACACACAUGGCCACUGCUUUUCCUGUUGUUGAACAGGAUAUAAUCCUAAAUGCUUCAGUCUGGAGGGACACUUUCCCAGGAUCACCUUCUUCAUUUGGAAGAGACAAGUAUAGUGAUGAAGAUUUUCACCACCUUGUUGAAGAGAAAAGUAGCUUAAGUGAUGCUGUUGUUGAACCAACACGUUUGCUUUCCGUUGAAUCAGAACUGAAUGAUCGUGGCCAAUGUGUUCAGAAGACAGCUCCAUCUACCGGUGAAAAUUGCCAAAAGUCAAUUCCUGUCAACUUUAAAAUUGGUUCGUAUAAAAAGGAGAAGGAAGACAUUUACACGAUUAAUACUGAGGAAGGGCCUGUUGAAGAGUUGGAGAAUCAGGUCAGAUUAAAAUGCACAAAUCCCUCUGAACUUGAAUCAUCACCUUUGACCUCCAUGUUAAACCUUGUGUCACAUCUAGCUGUCAAUCGUAAAGACGAACUCUCACAGAAGAGCAUGUAUUAUAGUGAUUCAGAGCACCUGAGAAAAGUUCAACUUACACAUGACAUUAAAAGCAAAGCUUUGAAUCUGAAGCUUUCAGACCAAAGCCAUCAAUUCCACGCUAAAUAUGGGCUCGUAAAGGAAGAGUUGGUUCUGAGGAAAGAGCAAUUUGCACAAAAUCAGAGUUUUAUGAAAAAUGGGGAGAACAACACAGUAAUUUGUGUACCAUUUGUGGAUCAGAAUUCGCUUAGGACUAAGAACUCAAAAAACAAUGUAAGUAAGUCGUUGAAUGUUAAAUACCAAGACAUUUCUAAACAAAAACACCAACAAGAUGUUAGCAUGGUUAAAACUAGACAAAGUUCGACCACAGAGGGGCAUCAAAGAUCAAAAUCUCAGGUAUCAGCAAAUGUUACCAUUAGCUCGUGGCAACAAAGAAGCCAACAAGAUGAUUCCAGCAAGUACAAGAGCCAUGGUAUGGAGAAUUUAGUUCAACAGUACUCAAAGUGGGAGUUAUCUGCCACAGAAAUAAAUCAUGCUGCUACUAGCAACACUAGUGCCACGAAUGUGUCAAACUGUUCCACAAAAUACUCCGAGGAAAAGCCACAGAUAGAGUUUCAAAUCAAUAGUCCGAUAUAUCCAAGCUCAACAGCUUCAAAAUCAUUUCAAACAGGGAAAUGGAAGCAGAAUAUUACUGGAAACCAAAACAACGUACUUGGUUAUAGGGAAUCUGAACGGGAACCAAAACUUACAAGAGUGAACAUUACUACCGAUAAAUCAAGUGUAGCUCACUCUUACGUUCGUGCUCCUAUACUAAAAAGUUUCUCAGAAAAUACGGUGCAAAACCUAUUAAAUGAGUCACAGAAGAAGAUUAUCGACAGGGAGCAGAAGGAAGAGUUUAUAAAGCCAAAUACAGAAGCCGAAUUCAAUAACAUAUUCAUAAAACACAGCCACGAAGAAGAAGAAUCAAAGAAUACCAGAACAGCUUUAAGUAGUGUGAAGAUUAAACUCCUUACAAAUUCUGAAAAAGAAUUCAAUGGUUUGAUAAAUGGCUACCACAACACUUCCAAAACUCCUCCUACUCCCUCUAUCCAGUCGUCCUCCACUUCAGAGCAAUACCUCACUUGUAAGAACAAGUGUAAAGAGGAGGAGAGAAUCUAAGAUGCUUGACAUAUUGAUCCAAGAGAUAAACUGAUGAUCGAACUCGGAAUCUUUGGAGGAAGGACAGCCCUUUAGACGGUAAACUGGUCAG
Molecule: messenger RNA, 2998 nt
Organism: Limulus polyphemus (Atlantic horseshoe crab)
Lineage: Eukaryota; Metazoa; Arthropoda; Merostomata; Xiphosura; Limulidae
Exons: 4
Coding region: 1-2907 (968 amino acids)
Source: RefSeq, a predicted model, not a curated record